CCGCGAGUCAGCAGAGUAACGCUCCCUCUAAGUGUGCGGGGACUGGCGGGUGGCUGUGCCUGCCUCUGCGCGCAGGUUGCGGAGAUCCAGCAGCAGUCAUGACUGAGGGCACGUGUCUGCGUCGUAGAGGGGGGCCGUAUAAGACAGAGCCCGCCACCGACCUCAGCCGCUGGCGUCUCAGCAAUGAGAGGGGCAGGCAGGUGUGGACCUAUUUUCAAGAAGAGGACAACCCCGGCCGGGAGCAGACUGCGCUGGAAGCUCACUCCUUGGGAUUGGACACUAGGAGUUACUUCAAAGACUUGCCCAAAGCCCAUACGGCCCACGAGGGGGCUCUGAAUGGGAUAACAUUUUACAUGGCGCUGCAGGCAGAAGACGGACACUGGGCGGGUGAUUAUGGCGGCCCACUCUUUCUUCUGCCAGGCCUCCUGAUCACUUGCCACGUGGCACGCAUCCCUCUGCAGCCUGGAUACAGAGAAGAGAUUGUGCGGUACUUGCGAUCCGUGCAGCUCCCGGAUGGCGGCUGGGGCCUGCACAUCGAGGACAAGUCCACGGUGUUUGGGACUGCACUCAACUAUGUGUCCAUGAGGAUCCUGGGUGUUGGGCCCGACGACCCUGACCUGGUACGAGCACGGAACUUACUUCACAAGAAAGGCGGAGCCGUGGCCAUUCCGUCCUGGGGGAAGUUCUGGCUGGCCGUCCUGAACGUUUACAGCUGGGAAGGUCUCAACACCCUGUUCCCGGAGAUGUGGCUGUUUCCUGACUGGGCGCCUGCACAUCCCUCCACACUCUGGUGCCACUGCCGGCAGGUUUACCUGCCCAUGAGCUACUGCUACGCCACGCGGCUGAGCGCCGAGGAGGACCCGCUGGUCCAGAGCCUGCGCCAGGAGCUCUAUGUGGAGGACUAUGCCAGCAUCCACUGGCCGGCACAGAGGAACAACGUGGCCCCGGACGACCUCUACACGCCGCACAGCUGGCUGCUGCACGUGGUAUACGCGAUCCUCAACCUGUACGAACGCCACCACAGCACCAGCCUGCGGCAGCAGGCCAUCCGGAAGCUGUAUGAGCACAUUGCGGCCGACGACCGCUUCACCAAGUGCAUCAGCAUUGGCCCGAUCUCGAAAACCAUCAACAUGCUCGUGCGCUGGCACGUGGACGGGCCGGACUCCAGCAUUUUCCAGGAGCACGUCUCCAGGAUCCCCGAUUACCUCUGGAUGGGCCUCGACGGCCUGAAGAUGCAGGGCACCAAUGGCUCGCAGGUCUGGGACACCUCGUUCGCCAUCCAGGCUCUGCUGGAGGCAGGUGCACACCACAGGCCCGAGUUUUCAUCCUGCUUGCAGAAGGCGCAUGAGUUCCUGCGGGUCUCACAGGUCCCAGACAACCCGCCCGACUACCAGAAGUACUACCGCCAGAUGAACAAGGGCGGCUUUCCCUUCAGUACUGUGGACUGUGGCUGGAUCGUCACCGACUGCACAGCUGAGGGCUUGAAGUCCGUCCUUCUCGUACAGGAAAAAUGUCCUUUUGUCACCACGCACAUCCCGCCAGAGCGGCUCUUCGACGCUGUUGCUGUGCUGCUGAACAUGAGAAACCCCGAGGGGGGCUUUGCCACCUACGAGACCAAGCGUGGGGGUUACCUGCUGGAGCUGCUGAACCCCUCAGAGGUAUUCGGGGACAUCAUGGUUGACUACACAUACGUGGAGUGCACCUCGGCCGUGGUGCAGGCGCUGAAGUACUUCCACAAGCAGUUCCCGGAGCACAGGCCGCGGGAAAUCAGGGAGACCCUGGAGCAGGGCCUGGAGUUCUGCCGGCGGAAGCAGAGGGAUGACGGCUCCUGGGAAGGCUCCUGGGGGGUUUGCUUCACCUAUGGCACCUGGUUUGGGCUGGAAGCUUUUGCCUGCAUGGGACAGAUUUACCAAGAUGGGGUGGCCUGUGCAGAGGUCUCCAGGGCCUGCAACUUCCUGCUGUCCCGGCAGAUGGCGGACGGAGGCUGGGGGGAGGACUUCGAGUCCUGCGAGCAGCGGCGUUACAUGCAGAGCGCCCAGUCCCAGAUCCACAACACGUGCUGGGCCCUGCUGGGGCUGAUGGCCGUCAGGCAUCCUGAUGUAGAGGCCCUGGAGAGAGGAAUCAGGUGUCUGCUCAGAAAACAGCUCCCCAAUGGGGACUGGCCCCAGGAGAAUAUCCCCGGGGUCUUCAACAAGUCCUGUGCCAUCAGCUAUACGAGCUACAGGAAUGUCUUCCCCAUCUGGGCCUGCGGUCGCUUCUCCCACCUGUACCCUGAAAGUGCCCUUGCUGGCCACCCUUGAGAGGGGGCUUAUGGGCGCCUGGCCGGUGGGGCUGCAGAGUGAGGUUGGAGCAUCUCACCGGACCGGGAGCUGGUGUAGCCCUGCCCCGCCCCGCCCCACCCUCCCCACUCUGGAGUGAAUGCUGGGACCAGGCCUGCACAUUCAUCAGGGUAGGGCUGGGGUGAGGGAAGGAACGCGAUGAACUGGGCCUGGCUGCUGCCUGGGCAUGGUCUGUGUCCUCGUGUGAGCCCAGGGCUGGGAGGGCUUUCCUGACCAACAGUAGUUCUCAGCAUUGUGCCUUAUCUGCCUCCUGCCCGGUGCUGAGCCCCCGCCCCCCAGGACAGCUCUUUCUGCACCUUCUGUCUGUGGGACUGAGGGAGGUGACGGCUUCCCCGAACAGCCUGGGGCAGAGAGGCUGGGCCUGCCUGUGCACCUUGCCACCCCGGCCUCAGUGAGGACAGGGACGAGACAUGGCAACCCCGCCCCAGAUUGCAUUCAUCCACACUGCACUGCUGUGCAUUCAGUUUCCUGGUGCAUUCAGCGUUCCCCUGCAGAGUUUAUAGUCGUCUCGUAAUGACGGAAAUACCCAGAGGGGCAUUUCAAGCACAACAAAUGGUGAAGGCUAGUGGUUUGGUGGCUACCACUGUGGGGCACUGCUGUGCGCCAGGGACAACUGAGCACCCCAGCCUGUUGGUCACCACCCACCGAAGCUGGCUGGGCAUGUGACGCCCAGGACACUCUCAUGGCUGCUGUGACCUUUGUGCCCUAGUUUGCUCUGAGUUGAAGUGGGAGCCAGAUUUCCAGGCGAUGCUUCUCGGGGGGUAAACCAGUCACUUCCCUUCUGGCUACUCUAAACCGGUUUGGUUCAGUGUGCGUGGACUUGGGGGCUCAGAAUGGACACUCUGGGACCUGGGUUUGCCAUUGACCUGGGAGGAUGAGCAGCUCGUGUGCUCACGGCCUCCCCGGGGGCAUGGCUACGAGGAGUCACCGAGAGCUUUGAUGAGAAUAAAACCCAAGCCUGGUGUCACCUCAGAGGCCCCACCCCAGUGCCACCUCCACCAGCCAUUUCUCUGUGCCGUCUCCUGGACUGACGGCAGCCCCACGCUGCACUCCCCUGGCCACCUGGCCUCCUCAGCCUCGUCAUCACCUGCCCAGAGCCCAUCCGGGCCCUUGCCACUCGUGGAGGCUUUGCCUGUGUGGCCUUGUCCCAGAUUCUCAGAGCUCACCAGCUCCUCAGUUUCAGGAAACACAAGUAGCUGUUUGGAGAUAAGCAGGUGCAUCUCCAGUUAUUUCAGGGAAACCAUUUGCCUCAGCCUAAUUAAAAGUCCAGUUCUCUCUCCUGGGCAAAUCGCUGAAGAGUCUUGAAUUCAAGUGAUCUUAUUUCCAUUGAUUCAAUUUUGAAUAUUAUGCUGGGGAAUUUUCUCUGGAGUCCUGGGAGGUUUCCUGUGUAAGUUUCCCAUCCUGUCCUUCGAGGAAACGUUGAACUCGCAGUGGAAACUUACCCCUGGGAAAAAUACUUUCCCUUACCGAACAUAAUCACUGCUGCUACGUGAUUUUUAUUUGGGCAAUAAAAGUGUUUUAAGAAUCCAUAC
Phyllostomus discolor (pale spear-nosed bat) is the source of this 3871-nucleotide messenger RNA. RefSeq names its product lanosterol synthase (gene LSS). Gene Ontology annotation, molecular function: lanosterol synthase activity. Lineage: Eukaryota; Metazoa; Chordata; Mammalia; Chiroptera; Phyllostomidae. Bases 99 to 2300 code for a protein of 733 amino acids. Gene Ontology annotation, biological process: triterpenoid biosynthetic process; cholesterol biosynthetic process. The record is from RefSeq and is a predicted model, not a curated record. Gene Ontology annotation, cellular component: lipid droplet. The transcript is spliced from 22 exons.